Molecule: messenger RNA, 1635 nt
Organism: Vitis riparia (riverbank grape)
Lineage: Eukaryota; Viridiplantae; Streptophyta; Magnoliopsida; Vitales; Vitaceae
Product: cytochrome P450 71A1-like
Exons: 2
Coding region: 31-1527 (498 amino acids)
Molecular function (GO): iron ion binding; monooxygenase activity; oxidoreductase activity, acting on paired donors, with incorporation or reduction of molecular oxygen
Source: RefSeq, a predicted model, not a curated record
CUAACUCAGAGCAGUGAAGAUCUUCACACCAUGACAGUGUUGCUUUUUGUCAUUCUAGCUUUUCCUCUCUUGCUCUUGUUUCUUCAUCGAAAACACAGAAAAAAUGGAGGACUACUCCACCUUCCACCGGGUCCUCCUGGGCUUCCCUUCAUUGGGAACCUGCACCAGAUGGAUAACUCAGCCCCUCAUCGCUACUUAUGGCAACUCUCUAAACAAUACGGAUCCCUCAUGUCCUUGCGCCUCGGAUUCAUCCCCACCAUAGUGGUUUCUUCCGCCAGAAUAGCAAAGGAGGUCAUGAAAACACAUGAUCUUGAAUUUGCUAGUAGGCCUUCCUUGAUUGGCCCUCAAAGGCUAUCUUACAACUGCCUAGAUUUGGCCUUUUCACCAUACAAUGAUUAUUGGAGAGAAAUGAGAAAGAUUUGUGUUCUUCAUCUCUUCACCUUGAAAAGGGUUCAAUCCUAUACUCCUAUUCGGGAAUAUGAGGUUUCCCAAAUGAUUGAAAAAAUAUCCAAGUUGGCAUCUGCUUCCAAACUUAUCAACUUGAGCGAGACAGUAAUGUUUCUCACAAGCAUCAUAAUCUGUAGGGUUGCUUUCGGCAAGAGGUACGAGGAUGAAGGAUUUGAAAGAAGUAGAUUUCAUGGACUUCUAAAUGAUGCUCAGGCUAUGUUGGGAAGCUUCUUUUUCUCGGAUCAUUUUCCUUUGAUGGGUUGGCUCGAUAAACUCACCGGCCUGACUGCUCGGCUCGAGAAAACUUUCAGGGAUAUGGAUUUGUUCUACCAGGAAAUUAUUGAAGAGCAUCUGAAACCAGACAGAAAAAAACAAGAACAAGAGGACAUCACCGACGUCUUGAUCGGACUACAGAAGGACAACUCGUUUGCCAUUGAUAUCACUUGGGAUCACAUUAAAGGAGUGCUCAUGAAUAUAUUUGUGGGAGGAACAGAUACAGGCGCAGCCACCGUGAUUUGGGUGAUGACAGCAUUAAUGAAGAAUCCCAGGGUGAUGAAGAAAGCCCAAGAAGAAGUGAGAAAUACAUUUGGAAAGAAGGGAUUUAUAGGGGAAGAUGAUGUUGAGAAGCUUCCUUAUCUCAAGGCAGUAGUGAAGGAGACGAUGAGGCUGCUUCCUGCAGUUCCAUUGCUAAUUCCAAGAGAAACACUUCAGAAGUGCAGUAUAGAUGGGUAUGAGAUACCACCCAAAACCCUAGUAUUUGUGAAUGCGUGGGCCAUUGGAAGAGAUCCGGAGGCCUGGGAAAACCCAGAAGAGUUCAUACCGGAGAGAUUCUUGGGUUCUUCCGUGGACUUUAGAGGACAAAAUUAUAAGCUGAUACCAUUCGGAGCAGGCCGAAGAGUUUGCCCAGCAAUACAUAUCGGAGCUGUGACAGUGGAGCUCACACUAGCUAAUCUUCUUUACUCAUUUGACUGGGAAAUGCCUGCUGGAAUGAACAAGGAAGACAUUGACUUUGAUGUCAUACCUGGUCUUACAAUGCACAAGAAGAAUGCUCUUUGCCUUAUGGCUAAGAAAUAUAAUUAAUGGACAUCUAGUGUAUGUUCCUGUAAAAGUUAUCUGAGAAUAAUGUACUCUUAAUCCUGCGAUUUUCUUAUUUGGAUCCAAUAAUAUGACCUAAUAUUUUAUGGUAUU